AACCUCUAUGUGCACCGGGCCGGCAGUCCAGAUGAGCGCCCCUGGAGGAGGUUCCUCGGACAGAUCCGACGCCGCUUCCCCUAUGAGUACUGCCUCGGACACUAGUGAUGAAGGUGUUGAACUUGAAAUCGACGACAGUGAGGACAAUGAUUCGACCCUUGACGACCGGAUGUCUUCGUACACCAAGUCGGCAACCUCUAGCGCAACAGACUAUCCUACAGAACACGGGCGGCGAUAUCAUGCGUUUAGAGCAGGAUCCUACUUUGCUCCCAACGACGAGUAUGAACUAGGUCGCUUGGAUUAUGAUCACGAGCUCGUCCUGAAAUUCCUCCAAUACAAACUCUUUCUAGCCCCGAUUGACGAGAAGAAGAUGCAUCGAGUACUUGAUAUCGGCACUGGCACAGGUCUCUGGGCUAUUGAGAUGGGCGACGCCUUCCCGAACGCGCUGAUCAUCGGCAACGACUUGAGCCCCGUCCAACCAAGGCUAGUUCCAUCCAAUGUUAGGUUUGAGAUUGAUGAUGUAGAAAGUGAUUGGCUCUAUGAAGACCAAUUCGACUUCAUCUUCAGCCGCUACAUGGCUGGAUCUCUUUCCGACUGGCCUACACUUAUGAGCAGAGCAUACGAAAAUCUUCGGCCAGGUGGAUGGGUUGAGUUUCAGGACUAUGACUUUGAAUUCUCGUCCCUUAACGAAAGCCUACAACCCCAUCACAAGACACACCAGUGGGAUCGUGACUUUCUGGAAGCAGCCAGGCUCUGUGGUAUUGAAGCAUGCCCUGGAUCGAAGCUAGAGGGUUGGGUGCAGGAUGCAGGAUUCACUAAUAUCGUUGCAUCGCACGAUCCAGGUGCCCCUCGGACCGUGGGCUAGAGACGAGUACUACAAAGAGAUCGGCUUGGGUAACUUGAUACAGCUCCUAGACGGGCUCGAGGCGUUCACGUUGAGGCUGUUUUGUGGGGUUCUUGGCAGAACAGAGAAAGAGGUGUCGACACUGUUGUCCGAAGUUCGCCAAGAGCUGAGGUCGCAAGCCUUCCACGCCUAUGGUGAAUUUCAUGUAGUGUAUGGACAGAAGCUAUAGUAAGAAGUCACGAACUGCAUGAAGAUCCAUUCUGCCUGUGAAAGGUACAUGACCAGG
Molecule: messenger RNA, 1130 nt
Organism: Colletotrichum phormii
Lineage: Eukaryota; Fungi; Ascomycota; Sordariomycetes; Glomerellales; Glomerellaceae
Product: S-adenosyl-L-methionine-dependent methyltransferase
Exons: 10
Coding region: 8-865 (285 amino acids)
Molecular function (GO): methyltransferase activity
Source: RefSeq, a predicted model, not a curated record